Molecule: messenger RNA, 3718 nt
Organism: Herpailurus yagouaroundi (jaguarundi)
Lineage: Eukaryota; Metazoa; Chordata; Mammalia; Carnivora; Felidae
Gene: HOMEZ
Product: homeobox and leucine zipper encoding
Exons: 2
Coding region: 163-1800 (545 amino acids)
Biological process (GO): regulation of transcription by RNA polymerase II
Cellular component (GO): nucleus
Molecular function (GO): DNA-binding transcription factor activity, RNA polymerase II-specific; DNA binding
Source: RefSeq, a predicted model, not a curated record
CUCGAGCAGGGUUGGGCUUAGACGGGCGCGCUCUCGGGGACAGGGGGGGCAGUCCCGGUCCCGGCCCUCCGCGCGGGUGGGCUUGGAGCAGGCCGCACCGGGCGGGAACCCCACUCCCACCCCGGAGGCCCCCUGCCCUUUCUCCCCCUUUCCCCCCGGCCCAUGGUGCGAGGCUGGGAGCCGCCGCCCGGGCCGGACCGCGCUAUCUCUGAAGGGCACAAGUCAGAAAGCACCAUGCCUCCUAAUAAAGAGGCCAGCAGUCUUAAUAGCUCCCCUGCGGGGCUCAUCUGCCUCCCUCCAAUCUCCGAGGAGCUACAGCUUGUGUGGACCCAGGCAGCCCAGACCAGUGAGCUGGAUGGCAAUGAACACUUGCUACAAACCUUCAGCUACUUUCCCUAUCCCAGUCUAGCAGACAUUGCUCUUCUCUGCUUACGCUAUGGGCUGCAGAUGGAAAAAGUCAAGACUUGGUUCAUGGCCCAGCGCCUCCGCUGCGGCAUUAGUUGGUCAUCUGAAGAAAUAGAAGAGACUCGAGCCCGAGUGGUCUACCAUCGGGACCAGCUCCAUUUCAAAUCCCUUCUCUCUUUUACUCAUCACGCAGGGCGGCCCCCUGAGGAGGUGCCUCCUUCUCCAGUGCCACCUCCAGAACAAAUGGGUCUUGGAAUAGUGCCCUUGACUCUUAGCGAGCCUACCCAGAUGAAAGGAUUGAAGGUAGAGCCUGAGGAGUCCUCAGAGCUGCUGAGUCACCAGAAAGCAAAGGAACCCCUGAUGGCACCUGGCAGUGGGACAUUCUCCCACCAAUCAGAUUUUUGGCAGGAUCUUCAAAGCAGUGGCCUCUCUAAGGAGCAGGCAGGCAAGGGUCCCAAUCAGUCACAUGGCCUAGGUUCUGCCUCCUGGAACCACUCCACAGCUGUCCACCAGCCACGUGCUCGGGAUAAGCCCCCACCAAUCUCAUUACUUGCCAGUAGUUGUAAGCAGGAGUCAGCAUCUAUUAUGACUCCUUCUUCUUCCUCUACCUCUUCCACUUUCCAGGUACUGGCUAAUGGAGCUACUGCCACCUCUAAACCCCUCCAGUCAUUGGGCUGUAUCUCACAGCCACUGUCACCCAAUGAACAGGCACUGCCCCCACAUCUGGAGCCAGCCUGGCCCCAGGGGCUAAGACAUAACUCAGUACCAGGUAGGGUUGGCCCUGCAGAGUACCUUUCCCCAGAUAUGCAACGCCAGCGAAAGACCAAGCGCAAAACCAAAGAGCAGCUGGCUAUCCUCAAAUCUUUCUUUUUACAGUGCCAAUGGGCACGGCGUGAGGAUUACCAUAAAUUAGAACAGAUCACUGGCUUACCUCGGCCUGAGAUUAUUCAGUGGUUUGGUGACACACGCUAUGCUUUGAAGCAUGGGCAACUAAAAUGGUUUCGGGACAACGCAGUACCUGGUGCCCCUAGUUUCCAGGACCCAGCAAUUCCCACACCCCCACCUUCAACCCGCUCCUUGAAUGAAUGGGCUGAGACACCACCUUUGCCAAACCCCCCACCCCCACCGGAUAUACGACCCUUGGAGAGGUACUGGGCAGCCCACCAACAGCUUCGGGAAAGUGAUAUCCCUCAACUGAGUCAGGCAUCAAGGCUUAGCACCCAGCAGGUACUGGAUUGGUUUGACUCUCGUUUACCUGAGCCAGCUGAGGUGGUGGUUUGUCUAGAUGAAGAAGAGGAGGAGGAGGAGGAGGAACUGCCAGAAGAUGAUGAGGAUGAAGAGGAGGAGGAGGAGGAAGAUGAUGACGAGGAUGAUGAUGUGAUCAUACAAGACUGAGGGGCGGGGGAGGGGAGGGGAGGUCUGUUACUAAAAGAUGAACCAACUUAGUAACUGUUUAAACAAAGAAACCACAUUUUUUUAAUUACCUUGUGGCAAAGAACUAAAAAGCUUUGUGUUCUUGAGGUUGGGGGAUGGGGGAUGUAGUGAGGGUGGACCAGGGAGGAUGACCAUAGGACCCAAAGAGGUGAGGAUUGGUUGGGCAGAAAUCAGGCCUUUAGUCUCGGUGAAGAGAGUGCUAAGGAUCUGGUCCAAACCAUGGGCUGGGAAACAAUUCUUGCUCUCUUCAUGUCUGUUCUUUCCCCUUAUUGUACUAAGGAGAGGCCAGAUAUUGGCCCCACGUCUUUAGUACUGGAAAGGAGGAGUAAAGAAUUUUGAUUCAAUUGAUGAUUCUAGUGCAUCCCCCAGUCUCACCAUUUUCCCUGGAAUAUAAGGCUGCCUCACACCCCUUUCUUCUCUGAGCACGAGUCCGUGCAUAAUACAGCUGAGAGUGUUAGUGUGUCCCAGUCUCACUACAGGUAUUUCCUUCAUGCACACCAACUUGAUGCUGGGUUUUCCCUGCUUCAUUACUGAGUUGCACAGGUAGCAGAAUGUUUUCACUUCUGAUACUGGGACCAUUUUGCCUUGUACUUUUUAAUCUUUUUCCAAAAUCCCUCAUUCUGUUCGCUAUUUGUCUCAGGGUAAAUCUUCCCCAUGGAGCUUGUGAAAAAGUUUAAUAAUUGGGUGGAGAAUAAUUUAGACUGGAUAUUUAUUGGAUGUGGGAACUGGGGGGAAAUGUCCUUUUAAAAAGUAGAAUUAGGUUACAGAGGGAUAGAAGAGAGGGAUGAUUUCUACUGUUCAGAAGGUGGGUGCAGGUAGGUUGCAGGUUUGGUUUUACAAAUCUGAAACUUCCUCCUGCCUAGCUUGACAAAGACUAAUUUUUCAUCUUUUUGAUGUUGGCUCAAUGUGUGUCUAUACUAGAGACUUUUCCCCUCUUUAUAGGAUCUGUCUUGGGGACAGAGGGACCCUGGUCUUAACUGAAUUGAUUAUUGAUGUUUUAGAAUGGUUUUCAUCAGUUGGAGUCAGAUAUAAAGAUAUCAAUGGGUUAACCAUCUAGAAAUAAGAGUGGAAGCCCCAAAUUGCUAGAAUAAUAAAAGGCCAAAAAUAAAAUUGUUUCUCCUCCACUUUGCCACUUCUAUGGUUUAGAAAUUAAUGGAGCCAAAUCUAUUAACAUUCUGACUUAGUAUACUUUUUUUUUUUUUUUUUUUAAGAAUCAGGAUAUAUUGAGGUAGGUUAAAAGAAUAAAACUUUAAAAGGCAAUACAUCAGUAUCUUAUCACUGGGAAGAUUUGUUUCCUAUACUGCUAUAGGACAGGCUCUUCCCAGAAAAGAUGUCUAGAAAUACCUUUAAAAAUAAACUCAAGAGUUCCAGAAAGGGUAGGGAAUGCUAGUUCAGCCUCAUGGUCAUUCCCAGGACUCCAUUUAUUUCUGGCAGAUGUUUGCUAUCUUUAUAUUUUUUUUCAAAAUUUUUGCUUAUGGCCUGCCUGCCACUGGCCAACCCAUUUAAUUCCUCAUUUCUACUCUUUAAUACCCAAAGAAGAAUACAUGUUCCAUCUCACUGUUGGUGUUCUUUGCCCAUUCCACCAUUCUAGAGCUUGUAAUAUAGUACCAAUAGAGCUGCAAUAACAAUAAAAGGACAUCUUUAUUUUAUCUGUGUACUUUAGUAAGCUGAAAGUCUGGGUCUCCAGCUGUUAUCAGACAGAAAGGAAAAUCAACAUAGUUAACUAGGCAUAGAGGAAACAAUAGGCAAACAGAAGUAGUAUAAUAAAUUAGGACAAGGAACAGAGUUGUUUAUUAGCUUUGGCAAUAGGUGAAUACAUCCAAAGCUUAAAAAAUGAAAUCUAGAAAUAAAACAUACUUAACAAGUGUAUGAUUUCGCA